This is a messenger RNA of Phasianus colchicus (ring-necked pheasant), 5019 nucleotides long. It is a transcript of the gene EBF1, whose product is annotated as EBF transcription factor 1. Gene Ontology annotation, biological process: regulation of DNA-templated transcription. The record is from RefSeq and is a predicted model, not a curated record. Lineage: Eukaryota; Metazoa; Chordata; Aves; Galliformes; Phasianidae. Gene Ontology annotation, molecular function: DNA-binding transcription factor activity; DNA binding.
UCCGCACCGCCCCAAAGCCGCCCCGGAGCUCUGCUGCCAGCAGUGAGUUUCGCGUAGCUGUCGCCAGUUAAAUAUUGAUUCCCCCCUCGUCCCUUAGGAAGGAGUUUUGAUUAAAAAAUCAUCGUAGGAACAAUAAAGGAAGCGGCGAGCUCUACUAGGUGGGAAUAGAUUGGGUUUAGGCUCGUGUUCGCGUGGAGGAAGGAGUUUUCAAAACUAUGUUGGUGCUGCUUUAGCCUUAAGAUCUCCCAUCGACGCUUCCCUCCUCCGAUAAGCUGCGAGUUGUGCACGGAUUCUCCAAAAUAUAUUUCUUUACUUCUCUUCCUUAUCCCCGCCAGGAUCAGCAGCUCCUCUCCUCCCGCCCCGAUAAGCGGGGACUGUGCAGAGCUUUCCGGAGGAGAAAUUUAAUUCGAAGCCUCCCUGUAAAACCACUGCCGCUUAUCUUAGAUUUCCCCAAAAGAAAUCCCUGCACCUGGGAGGUGGAGGUGAUGGGGCUGCACCCGGCUCCGCUUUCUCUCUCCUUCCUCCUUCUCCCCAUCCUCUUCCCCGGGGAAAGAAAAAUCAGCUGCCGGCUCCGUAUCCCGAGCCCUGCAGCCGGCAGCGGCUCACGAGUUCCGUGUUGACAUCUCCCGCUGUCUCCCACCUCUCCCCGCACCUCUCAUCCCCCCUCGGCCCUCCCCCCCCCUCCAUUCGGAGCUCUCUAAGGAAGGGAAAGUUCUGCAAGGACAACCCUGAAAUAUUUCCCGUUGUCUCCCGGGCUGCCCUCGCGGUGUUUACCCGGCGCUCCUCCGAGGGGAGGAAGGGGCUCGCAGGACUGAAACUGAAAGAUAAGGCGCACGCGGGGCGCUCCGGUGACAGCUUCGAGCCGACUUUGAGAAGUGGCAGAGCAUGGCGCUCCGCGGGGCAGCGCGCCGGCUGGGCUGAGCGCUGCCCGCCAUGCAGGGCCGCCUGCGGGAGGGCGCUGCCCUUGGAGAGGGCCGCGGAGUGGGUCUGGCCCGGGCUCACUUCGAGAAGCAGCCUCCUUCCAACCUGAGGAAGUCCAACUUUUUCCACUUCGUCCUGGCUCUGUAUGACCGGCAGGGGCAGCCCGUGGAGAUCGAGCGCACCGCCUUCGUGGGCUUCGUGGAGAAGGAGAAGGAAGCUAACAGUGAAAAGACCAACAACGGGAUCCACUACCGCCUGCAGCUGCUCUACAGCAAUGGGAUCAGGACGGAACAGGACUUCUACGUUCGCCUCAUCGACUCCAUGACCAAGCAGGCGAUAGUAUAUGAAGGCCAAGACAAGAACCCCGAAAUGUGCCGAGUUCUGCUCACGCAUGAAAUAAUGUGCAGCCGCUGUUGUGACAAGAAAAGCUGUGGCAACAGAAAUGAGACUCCAUCAGAUCCAGUGAUAAUUGACAGGUUCUUCUUGAAAUUUUUUCUCAAAUGUAACCAAAAUUGUCUAAAAAAUGCAGGAAACCCUCGAGACAUGCGACGAUUUCAGGUUGUGGUGUCUACAACAGUCAAUGUUGACGGCCAUGUGUUGGCAGUGUCGGACAAUAUGUUUGUGCACAACAAUUCCAAGCAUGGGCGGAGAGCUCGAAGACUCGAUCCUUCGGAAGGUACGCCUUCUUAUCUGGAACAUGCAGCUACACCAUGUAUCAAAGCCAUCAGUCCAAGUGAAGGAUGGACUACAGGAGGUGCCACUGUCAUCAUCAUAGGAGACAAUUUCUUUGAUGGGUUACAGGUCAUCUUCGGCACCAUGCUGGUUUGGAGUGAGCUGAUUACUCCUCAUGCCAUCCGCGUACAGACACCUCCCCGACAUAUCCCAGGGGUUGUAGAAGUCACAUUGUCCUACAAGUCUAAGCAGUUUUGCAAGGGAACGCCUGGAAGAUUCAUUUACACAGCUCUGAACGAACCCACCAUUGACUAUGGUUUCCAAAGGUUACAGAAGGUUAUCCCCCGGCACCCCGGUGACCCCGAACGCUUGCCAAAGGAAGUAAUACUUAAGAGGGCUGCUGAUUUAGUAGAAGCACUCUACGGUAUGCCACAUAAUAACCAGGAAAUAAUCCUGAAAAGAGCAGCAGACAUCGCGGAAGCACUCUACAGUGUCCCUCGCAAUCACAACCAGCUCCCCGCCCUUGCUAACACGUCAGUCCAUGCAGGAAUGAUGGGAGUGAAUUCCUUUAGUGGUCAACUAGCUGUCAACGUAUCUGAAGCCUCACAGGCCACCAAUCAGGGUUUUACUCGCAACUCAAGCAGCGUGUCACCUCACGGCUAUGUGCCAAGCACCACCCCUCAGCAGACAAAUUACAACUCUGUCACAACAAGCAUGAAUGGCUAUGGGAAUGCUGGAAUGUCAAAUUUAGGCGGUUCUCCAACCUUCCUGAAUGGAUCUGCUGCCAAUUCUCCCUAUGCCAUUGUGCCAUCAAGUCCAACAAUGGCCUCCUCCACUAGCCUCCCCUCCAACUGUAGCAGUUCAUCUGGGAUUUUCUCGUUCUCACCAGCCAACAUGGUCUCAGCAGUGAAACAGAAGAGUGCUUUUGCGCCUGUCGUGAGACCGCAAACUUCUCCUCCUCCCACCUGCACCAGCACCAAUGGCAAUAGCCUGCAAGACCAGUCUUUUGUGGACUCUAGCAAGUACUCCACUGCAGGGUCUCUCCAGGGGCUGGCCUUCUCCUGAAGUACGUCACUCAAUCUUCCCUUCCUUUUUUUUUCCUUUGUCAUAGUACACUUGUGCAGAGAUCCUACUGGGAGCAAAUAGACCAUUACAAAGCUUGGCACCAACCUCUGCCUUUCAUAUGUAGAAGACACAUUACAAACUAAAUUUUCCAGUUUAACUCACAUCAGGGUAUAUAUUAUCACUGAUUAAUGCACUCCUGUGCCAAUUAAUUCCACAAAUGAUGCACGGCAUCAUCAAAUGUUUGUAGAAAGGGGCUGCUCCUUUUCUGCACCCUCUCAUUCAAAGUAUUCCAGCAUCAGCACCUAAAUCCCUUUUGAAGAGCUGACACAAGCUGAGGGGUGGCAGACAAAAGGUUGUCAAACUGAAGAUGCUAAAGACCAACACCAACAGUUUCAGUGUUAGAUUCAGUCUGUUUUACAACACCGCCUAAAUCUGUCUGUAUAAUUACCUCACCCUGCAUUAGAGUGCUGAGAGAGAUGUUUUCAUGCUCACUUAGACUAAGGAGUGUUCUUAACCAGAUGCCUCCAACUGUGCCAGAGAUGGAAAAGAUUUUGUGGUAUGCAUUGUGCUUCCCCCAGACUUGAGGUCUGUUUUCCUUUCCGUGUGCUUGUGCAAAUUACCAAAGAGCACCAAGUGGGGGACAAAAUCCGUCAUUUUAGAGCUAUGUUCAGAAGGAGGUGCACAGAGAGCUUGGCUCCGUAGACUCUGUGUCGCCUUACAUCCUCUGGAAAGAGAGAUGCUGGGCUUGCAGGCAUAAUGCUGAUAGUUCCAUUAUAGCUGAAAAGUCUAGAUGCAGGCAGAGUGCAAGGAGUUCAUUCAUAAAAGCUGUGAUCCACUAUGACUGAAGAGAAGCAUUGUCCUCAGUGCAGUUUAUGCUGGUGAUUUGGGAGGAUCAAUCCUUUCACAUUUACAGAGGCACACAGAAACUGUGAAAAUAAUAGGAAGGUAUAUGCAGCUGUUGGGUGCCUUCUGUAAGCAGUGCUGUAAACACAGACUACAUCAAGAAUAAAACACAACAGAGUUUUUGGAUGAGCUGUGUUGCUUAGAAUAUCGUUUUUCCUACGUUUUAAAAAUCUGGUGAUGCUGACGUGCUACAAAUAUUGAAGGCUAAAGCAGCUAAAAGUGUUUUGUCUGAAUUAAAAGAAAAUUAAAAGGAACUAAUUGUUGACUGCCAGAACACACCAAUGUUUUUAUCAUCUCUUCACCUUGUCCCAGUGUGCUGUGAGGUUGCAGUGAAAAAGCAAGUAACAAGAGAAGAUUUUUCCCUUGUUUUUCCUUUCACGGGAUACAGAAUUCCCAGGUUCUGCCUACUGGGUUAUGGAAAGCAAUUAUGGAGCAAGCUGAGUGCUGGAUGCAACUGGGGCUUGCUGAUUGCCUCCUCAUUAUGUCACAUCCAGAUCUGUAAUGCUCAGAAAACACACAGAUCUGAGUGUUCCCCCUAAUUUUUGUUUAGCAAUUCUGUUUUCAUAAUAGGAAUGAGCCACCAAGAGAUUCGUUUUAAGGGUCAUCACUGCACUUCUUGGUGAGUUAAAGAUGCACAGCCUUUAGCCCCAUGCCUUCUGAUACCACCCGAGGCUUGUAAUAAUCGCUCAGAAAUGCACUGCCUGUUGUGCCUUAUUGCUUAAAUAAACAAUCUUGUAUAAGGAGGCUGUCUUAUCUCUCUUGGGCUUCUGGAUACAUCAGAAAGCAAUCAAGCUUUCCGUAUGUAGCUUAGAUAUCAGUAGAACUCACUAAAACAACAGCUAGGCUUAUCUGUUGUUCUCUUUGCCAUGCAAUUUUGUAAAACUCAAAAUAUACUAUUUCUGUAAAUUGCUAGCAGCAAAUGCAAAUUAGUAUAUGAUAAAAGAAAUAAUGCCCUUUGGUGGGAGUUUUUCUGGGUUUUCUUUGCCCUCUCUUUUUGGAGGUGUGAUCACAUACCUACAAUGUUUCCCACUGCUAUCUCUGUUUUCAGGAUUAGUAACAUGCUACAGCUGAGAGAAUUUGCAUGACUAGAUGUAGCACUUAUGGAAUAAAAGUAGAGUGAUAUAAAUGAAGACUUGGAAAGAAUGGAAAUAUCAAGGCUUUUAGGUAGAAAAGAGAUCAUUUUGUUAUUUGCCUUGUAAUUUAAUUCAGAAUUUCAGGGCUCUUCAAAGGCAAUAAUGCUUUGAAAAAAUGAACAAAGAUCUGCAUCUGUACAGUUUCCUUCCAAUGGCAAGAGGUGCACAGCUGAUAUGUAACUAUGGAAAAACAUCAUGAAGGCAGGAGUUACAGUUAUGUCGCCUUAAUCUGGGAUCCUGCACACUGAUGACAGCCAUGCUGUCCCAAGAGAAAAGCAGUUCUUGACCACUUUUUGGUAAAAUUGAUUUGGGUUUAAUGAAUCUU